AUGAGGAAGUCCGUCCAGAAAAACGUUAAAGGAAAACAAGUCAACCUCAAGGUCAAGCCAUCUGUACACGACUUGAGCAAAACUCAUCAGACCAAGCUCACUGUGGGUAGUCUGGGAUUAGGCCUGAUCAUCAUCCAGCAUGGGCCCUACCUUCAGAUCACCCAUCUCAUUGCAAAGGGAGCUGCAGCCAGGGAUGGAACACUCCAGCCAGGUGAUGUUUUGAUUAGUGUUGGCUAUGCAAAUGUGUUAGGUUAUACUCUUCGAGAAUUUUUAAAGCUUCUGCAACAUAUCACCAUAGGAGCAAUACUACAAAUAAAAGUUUACCGAGAUUUUAUAGACAUACCCCAAGAAUGGCAAGAAAUAUAUGAUUUAAUCCCUGAGACCAAAUUCCCAAUCACACGCACAACAAAGAAAACUGAGGAGGCAAAAGAUAGAUCUGUCACAAGCAGUGAUGAUGAUGAAGCUUUCGAUACAAGACUUAAGUACUAUAAAUAUCCACGGUCCACUGGACAUUACCCUGUAAGGAGACCAAUGUCUAUCUCCAGAGAAUGGCAUGGAUAUAAAAAGAAGAACCAUGUAAUGCGUGUAGGAAAAGAUAUUAACUGUGACGUAAUGAUUCACAGAGAUCACAAGAAAGAAGUGAGGGCCCCUUCUCCAUACUGGACCAUGGUGAAGAAAGACAAUGAAAUCUCCUCCUCCUCAUCAGCCUCCUCCACCUCAGAUGCAUUUUGGCUGGAAGACUGUACCCCUGUUGAAAAGGGCAGUGGUGAACCAGUAUCACGAGUUGGUUAG
Molecule: messenger RNA, 792 nt
Organism: Budorcas taxicolor (takin)
Lineage: Eukaryota; Metazoa; Chordata; Mammalia; Artiodactyla; Bovidae
Gene: PDZD9
Product: PDZ domain containing 9
Exons: 4
Coding region: 1-792 (263 amino acids)
Molecular function (GO): protein binding
Source: RefSeq, a predicted model, not a curated record